Messenger RNA from Chrysemys picta bellii (western painted turtle), 3655 nucleotides. RefSeq names its product 5-hydroxytryptamine receptor 3A-like. Gene Ontology annotation, biological process: chemical synaptic transmission; regulation of membrane potential; signal transduction. Gene Ontology annotation, cellular component: neuron projection; plasma membrane; synapse. NCBI's taxonomy places the organism in Eukaryota, Metazoa, Chordata, Testudines, Emydidae. Gene Ontology annotation, molecular function: acetylcholine-gated monoatomic cation-selective channel activity; transmembrane signaling receptor activity. The record is from RefSeq and is a predicted model, not a curated record.
AAUCAGUUCCUCACUUGGGAUCCCCAAAACUUCUGUGGAAUCUCUAAGAUCUCCAUCCCUGUGGACUCUGUAUGGAAGCCGGACCUCUUUGUCUCUGAAAUGACUGAAGAUCCUCAAUCCCCCACAGUUCCUUUCAUGUCCCUCUCCAGUGACGGCACCAUCAACCAAUGGAAACCAAUCAGGAUAGUGAGCACUUGCAGCUUGGAUAUCUACAAGUUUCCAUUUGACACCCAGAAGUGCAAUCUGACCUUUGGUCCCUAUGUGCAUACAGUUCAGGACAUAGUGGUGGUGCCCAAGUCCAACUCCUCUGCAGUUACACAAGCUUCCCAGGAGAAUUAUGCAAAAAGUGAAUGGCUCCUCGGGAAAGUGGAUGUUCUGAGCAAUAAUGUAUCCACUGAGGAGAAAGAAUGGAGUCAAGUCACAUAUCAGAUAACCAUACGGAGGGUACCAAUCCUCUAUGUCAUCAAUCUCAUAGUCCCUGCCGGUUUCCUGGUGCUUGUGGAUGUUGCCAGCAUGUUCAUACCGAUGGAAGGAGGCGAGCGGCUGGGGUUUAAAAUAACAGUUGUUCUGGGAUUCUCUGUGCUCUUGCUGAUAUUGAACGAUUUGCUUCCCAAUUCAGAAGUCACGCCAAUCUUGGGUGUUUUCUGUGCUGUGUGCCUGGUGAUCAUGAUAAUCAGCAUUGUCGAUUCCAUCUUUAUCUCCUACAUGCUGCAUCUCUCAGCAGUGCGACCGGAUGUGCCCCAGUGGCUGAAGAUCUGGGUACUGAAGCAUUUGGCUUUCAUACUUCGCAUUGACACAGGAGAAGUUAGUGAAAGCAACGUUGAGGGAGUCAGGAACACAAACAAAGCUACUUCUGUGGUGGAAAAAGAAGCAGACAUACAAACCAGGAGGUGCUUACAAAAAGAACAUGACAGUGCGGAAAUUAAACUGCUGAAGAAGGUGCUCCUGGAGCUCUUAAUGAUCCGUCGUCACAUGAUCAUGAGUAAGAGAGAAGAGGAGGCCAAAUCAGAGUGGAAUAUGGUGGCCUUUGUCCUUGACAGAUUCAUCCUGAUUUGCUACCUCCUAACAGUAUUCAUUAUUUUGAUAACAGUUGUGGUAGUUUGGGCUUUCUAAGCUGUUUAACAAGCCAUACUUGUAAUUUGGGAAAGGCGCUCCUUUUUCUGUGAUGUGUCUAUAAACCCAAAGUAGAUACGUAAAUGUGAGAUGAACUUGUAAACAGAAGGGUGAUAGCUCAUUAGCUCUGAUUACUGCCCGGAGCUACCUGUGGGUCUCACAGGUUUCCAUUCCGGUUUCUAGAGGGUCUUACUAUAACAGGCCACAACAACCUUCUCUUGUCUGCUGUGCACCUGGGAAAACACAGCUCCUGUUCCAGUCUAUCUUCAGUUACUACCCAACACAAAUAAGUAACCUGGCAGAGGAUAUCCCAACACUGGCACAGUGAUCAAAGCCAACUUCAGCUCUUGGAAUGCCUAGCUCAGCCUGGCCCUCCAUAUGAAUGGUGACCUCUUCUCUGUUAGUCUAUGCAAUGGGGCAGCUAUCCCAGCAAAGCUCCAGGAAACCUCUGGUAGUAAGGGACAACACCAGGAACCCUUGAAGCUGACGGAUAUGCUGGAGUUCUGGCCACUCCAGGCACUUUUUCCUGGGUCAGUGGAGGUCCAUUCCUCACUAACAACGUGUCCCAGAAAGCGUUUCCCUUUAGCACAGCUUGCACAUUGCAGGGUGGAGCUUUAGGUUUGCUCCUGGAAACCGCUCUAAUACAUUACUUGCCCAUUCCAGUGCUGUACAAGAGUUCCUGUUCAGAUCAGCAUGUCAUCCAAGUACACGGACACCUGAAUAGUGGGUUGCCCAGGGCCUGCUCCAUUAACGGCUCAAAUGUAGCUGGUGCAUUAUGUCAUCCAAACAGCAUGACACAACUCCCACAAGCCCUGUCCCUUGGUAAAGGUGGUCUUCACAUGGGGUGACUUUCCCCCCUCACCUUGCCAUCAUCCACUCUGUUGGUCCAGUGAAGAGAACCAUUUGGAUUCUGCUCAUGUCUCCAGCAUAUCGUCAAUGUGGGUCAUUGGAUCUGAGUCCUUGUGGGUCACCUCAUUCAAAUGUGGGUAAUCGACACAGAUCUGUGUUGUGCGGUCUUUCUUGCCCACCAGUGCCAUGGGGGAUAGAUAGUCAAGGACUUCUGGAUGGUUCAGUAAUUCCUGCAGUCGCCAUCUCAUGAAUCUUCCAUUCAGUUUCCUCUCAGUGGACCAUAGGCAAGUGAUGUGGGCCUUCCUUAAUAGGUCAGGUAUUACCUGUGUUGAUCUCAUGCUUAACUAGGCUGGUUUGACCCAAAUCAUCUGCCCCCUUGGGGAAUACCCCCUAUAAUUUCACACCAACUACCAUAAAAUCACCCUCUGACUUUGUGUCAGUCGGGCUCCUGCACACUGAUGCAUCUCCUCUAACACACCUGUCAGAACCCCCAGGGCCUCUGUUCCUGGAUGGCACCUAUCCUCCUUCCUAACUGUAUUAAACUCACAUGAAAUAGCUGACCCUCAGUUCCAACAGUCAGAUACCCAACUAGACCUGCAAAGAGACUGUUAAAGUUUCAGACAGUCCAAACCCAGACUCCGAACUGCAGCUACCCACCUUUCCUGGGCCACCUUCAUCUCUCCAAUUCUAGUUUUCUGCAAGACCUGACCAAGUACUGGGGCCACCUCCCCCAUUUCGUUCUUUCACUGCCAACUGGAUGGGCCCAAUCUCUUUCUUCAGGAAGUAUCCCCAUUUGUCCAAAACUGCAGGCUAAACGAUACUCACAGAUGACCCUGUAUCAAUUAACCCCUUACAGUAAACACCAGUAUACCCUGCUUCUAUUGGCCUGCAUAGGGGGUCAUUUCAUCACCAUCCCAUCCUCACAUCAAUGGAGCAACACAGGAUCCCAAAUAAAUGAGGUGAGAUCAUAUUAUCAAAAAUCCAAUAAGCAUUUUAAUGCAGGCAGUGCCCCCUCGAGACACUUGGAAGCUCCACCCCAAAAGAAUGCUUUGUUACCCUUUGCAUUCCCCAGCCGCUCUCAAACCACACCCAUCUAUUUGCCCAAACAGUGGGGGAGGUGAAGCCCUGUAUAAUACCUUUUGAGUUUUAUGUUUCAUUGACAUCUCUGCUCCAAUUUCCAUAAAACCAAUGACAGCUUUAAAAAGAGAGGACGUGUGAUUCCAUGAACAGAGAGAGGAGGGGCCUGGAGCUAGGUCCCACGGGUUCUAUUCCCUAUGGUCUUUGUCUGAAUUGUUGUAUGUUGUUGGGCAAAGCACCUAGGAUAAAAUUUUCAAGUGUGGCUAAGUGACUUUAGAGCUUAAGGGUUUCAGACCAUUCAAAAUGUAUCUGUCUUUGCCUCCAAAUCCCUAUCUGUAGUAAAGGCAUUAAUGAUACUUAUCUAAUUAAAGGUUUUUAACAUGGAUUAUGAUCAUUGGAAGCCAUGUAAAUUGUAAAUGCAAAGUAGUGUUGUGGCUGUGAAGGGGAACACUCACUGCUAGUGCCACCCACGGGUCAGGUUGGGGGUGGCAGGUUGUCUUCCUCUGGAGCGUUCCCCUUUCUUAUUACAAUUCCACCUUACCAUGGUCUGUCCUUUCAGUGACUCAGCCCUCCGGCCAGAUCACACUUUCAAGUUCACCCUUUUCGAGGUACAUAU